ACAUCAACCCAAAAAUGAAGCUCCCUCUGCACUUCCUCCUCCUCUCCUCCUCCUCUCCACCCUCCUCUGUCCCUCCUCCUCCGAACUCUGCCACCCUGAGGACAAGAAAGUCCUCUUAGAUAUCAAAAAAGCCUUCAACAACCCUUACGUCCUGUCCUCAUGGGACCCCAAGGCAGACUGCUGUCAUUGGCUCUGCGUCGAGUGCGACCUCAUCACCCACCGCAUCAUCAGCCUCAUCAUCAUGGCCGACGAUAAGAUUUCCGGUCCCAUCCCACCUCAAGUCGGCGACCUCCCUUUCCUCCAAACCCUCGUAUUCCACAAACUCCCCAACAUCACCGGUCCAACUCAGCCCACCAUUGCCAGACUCAAAAGCCUUACAUUCCUCCGGUUGAGCUGGACCAACAUCUCCGGCUCUGUUCCAGACUUCAUCGGCCAACUCAAGAACCUGACUUUCUUGGACCUUUCAUUCAACAAUCUCACUGGCUCAAUCCCUAGCUCGCUUCCUUCACUACCAAAUCUUGGAGCCCUUCAUUUGGACAGGAACAAGCUCACUGGAACAAUCCCGAAAUCGUUCGGAAAAUUUCAGGGGAAUGUACCCUAUGUGCUCCUGUCACAUAACCAACUUUCAGGCAAAAUUCCAGCCUCUUUAAGCAAAACCGACUUCAGCCUCAUUGAUUUAUCCAGGAACAAGCUUGAAGGCGAUCCUUGGAUGCUGUUCGGAACAAACAAGACGACAUCGCAAAUCGAUCUGUCAAGGAACAUGUUCGAAUUUGAUCUAUCCAAAGUGGAGAUUCCGAAGAGCAUGCAGUAUUUAGACCUGAAUCAUAACAGGAUUAGUGGUGGCAUUCCGGCGGCAUUGGCGGCGAUGAAUAACCUGCAGUUCUUGAAUGGCAUGGCCAGUUCUGUUGCUCUUUACCCACAUCACAGUCCUGGUUGCACCUAGCAAUGUCUUCUAUAAGGCCAUGUUAGAUGCCACAUCAGAUCCACGUGGCAUUUGAUAAUGUGGCAUUUAUUCUUAUUCCUAAUUUCGUUUUCUUGAUUUUUUUUUUAAAUUUUAUUACUGAUUGUUAACUUUGGAUAAAAAAAAUUUGUUAGU
This is a messenger RNA of Rubroshorea leprosula, 1096 nucleotides long. Lineage: Eukaryota; Viridiplantae; Streptophyta; Magnoliopsida; Malvales; Dipterocarpaceae. The record is from the annotation of a GenBank genome assembly.